AUGGUUCACUUUCUUUCCAUUGGCCAUCUCAUCAACAGCAUCUUCCACUUCUCAAACAAGAACAAUGCUGGAAGUGCUGCCGCUGCUGCCUCGACGGUCCAAACAUCAGCUACACCUAGUGCUGUCGUCUUUGCCAAUUCAACCUCGACCUCAACUGCCGCUGUCGCAGCUUCGUCCAACGGUACUCAAGCUAUUACCGGUUGCCAGGAUUUGAUUCAAGCUCUAUCUUUCCCUGACCAGCAGGUGUCUGUGGUCGACUGCGAAGACAUCACAGCUGGAACCGCUCUCACACUUCCCAACGGACCUUCCAACUGCAACGGUGGGUCGGUACAGACCGAUCUCCGUAGAGUCACUCUCAAUGUCGUCACCUCUUACGCUUCUUCCAACUAUGUCGAGGUCUGGCUUCCUACUGGACAAGAUGCUUGGAACGGCAGAUUCAUGGCCACUGAUAACAAAGGUCUCUCGGGCUGCCCUUCUUACGAUGAUAUGAUCUACACCUCAAGCCUUGGCUUCGGUGUUGUAGGUGAUAACGGUGGUCACAACAACACUGAGUAUCUCGGCAUGGAUGCUCAACAGUUCUUGAAUAAUAACGAAUUGGUCAUCGAUUGGUCUUACAGAGCUCGCCACGCGGCUGUCGUGGCUGCAAAGCAGGUCAUCAAGACCAACUACGGUCAAGCCGCGAGAACAUCUAUAUCGAUCGGUUGCUCGAAUGGAGGAAGACAGGCUCUUCAAUCCGCUCAGAUGUACCCCGAGGACUUUGAUGGUAUCAUUGCAGGUUCUGCUGCUAGUGACUUCAACCACCACAUCGACUGGUCGGGCAGAAUGUUCAUUUUGACAGGCGCCGAUGAGAGCGACCCCAAGUAUCUGACCUACGACGACUGGGUCAUCGUCCACAAUGAAGUUCUCAAGCAGUGUGAUGAGCCUCUCGAUGGUGUCGCUGACGGAAUCAUCGAAGAUUCAACUAUCUGCGAUUUCAACGCUACCACCUUGACUUGUGUUGAUGGCCAAACCGACAACUGCCUUACCUUCCAGCAAACAUCCACCGUCUGGAACGUCUUCUCUCAGCUAUACGACCAGGAAGGAAACCUCUACUACCCUCGUCUUACUCCUGGUGCCGAACUAUACGCCUCCACCAACGGCGUCUUGCACGGUGUUCAAGGUCACGUCAAGGAUUGGUUCGGUGCUGGCGUUUGGAACGAUUCUUCUUGGGAUCCUACUACGCUUUCCCAGACAGACUACACCAAGGCUGAUGAGACAGACGAAAUUCAUGGCAAGGUCUCUUCCUUCAAUAGUGAUCUCAGUGCCUUCCACGCUGCUGGAAAGAAAUUAAUCAUGUACCACGGUCUCAUGGACCCUGCCAUCACCCCGGAGAACUCUCAGCGGUACUACCUGAACGUUGCCCGCGACAUGGGUCUCGAUCACACUGGCAUGGACGAGUUCCUCCGCUUCUUCCGCAUCAGCGGCAUGUACCACUGCACUGGCGGUAUCGGAGCUUGGGCCUUUGGUCAGAACGGUAAUGCACAAAACGGCACUUCGAAUGUCGUCUGGGACAUUGUCAACUGGGUCGAGAAGGGCGAGGCACCAGACACCAUGACCGGAACUAAGUUCGUCAACGACGAUCCUGCUCAGGGCGUGCAGAUGGAAAGACAUCACUGCAGAUUCCCUUACCGCACUACCUACAGCGGUUCAGGAGAUAGCAAUGAUCCCGACAACUGGUCUUCGCACUACCCUAGAGGACCUUCGUACGCUUAA
Aureobasidium namibiae CBS 147.97 is the source of this 1752-nucleotide messenger RNA. RefSeq names its product putative ferulic acid Esterase/Feruloyl esterase precursor. The record is from RefSeq and is a predicted model, not a curated record. The transcript is spliced from 2 exons. Bases 1 to 1752 code for a protein of 583 amino acids. NCBI's taxonomy places the organism in Eukaryota, Fungi, Ascomycota, Dothideomycetes, Dothideales, Saccotheciaceae.